This is a messenger RNA of Akanthomyces muscarius, 900 nucleotides long. RefSeq lists its product as uncharacterized. The transcript is spliced from 3 exons. Gene Ontology annotation, cellular component: cytoplasm. The record is from RefSeq and is a predicted model, not a curated record. Lineage: Eukaryota; Fungi; Ascomycota; Sordariomycetes; Hypocreales; Cordycipitaceae. Gene Ontology annotation, molecular function: N-terminal protein N-methyltransferase activity. Gene Ontology annotation, biological process: N-terminal protein amino acid methylation. Bases 1 to 900 code for a protein of 299 amino acids.
AUGGCGUGGGUCUUGAAAGUGUGCGGUGGUGCCAUUUCUAGGCAUUUUUCCCCCGUCACCCUCCAUCAUCAUAAACAGGCCGGCCCGGCCAUCACGAAGAGAGUGAAUGACAUCGCAACGAGCGAUUGCAUUUUACAACAAGCCAGAGCCCUCAGAAGUCAAGGUGUAGGUAGGGGAGGAUUGCCCGAGACGAUGCCGCCGAAAGGAAAGGAGGCCAAGCCGGACAGCUUGAUUAGCAAAGAAGACGGCCUCAGAUACUGGCAGAAUGCCACCGCCGACGUCGACGGCAUGCUCGGCGGCGUGCCCUCCCUCUUCAGCCCCAUCUCGCGCGUCGACCUCCAAGGCUCGCGGACCUUUCUCGCCCGUCUCGGCAUCGGCACCAGCCAAGGCCGUCAAAAGGUGACCAACUGCGUCGAAGGAGGCGCCGGCAUCGGCAGAGUCACCCAAGGUCUGCUCGCCAACGUCGCCGCCAACAUUGACAUUGUCGAGCCCGUCGGCAAGUUCACCGCGCAGCUGCGCGGCAAGCCCGGCGUGCGGCGCAUCUUCAACGUCGGCCUCGAGGAGUGGGCGCCCGCCGCCGACGCGCCGGCCUACGACCUCGUCUGGACGCAGUGGUGCCUCGGCCACCUGACGGACGCGCAGCUGGUGCAAUACCUGCGGCGGUGCAAGGAGGCGCUGGUGCCGGAGACGGGCGUCAUUGUCAUCAAGGAGAACCUGAGCACGAGCGGCGAGGACGUGUUUGAUCCGGUGGAUAGCUGCGUCACCAGACAGGAAGAGACGUGGAAAAGGCUGUUCGAGGAGGCUGGGCUGAGGAUCGUCAGACAUGAACCUCAACGGGGCCUGCCAGAGACGGGCGCCCACCGACUACUACCAGUCAUGAUGUAUGCGUUGAAACCAUAA